CCAAACCCCGAAAGGGCCCUUAGGGCAAAACAAAGACCUCCCCCUCUCAUUUCUCCUGCUCUCUCCUCUUUUCUCUCUCUAUACUCUCCAAUGGCGACUGCCUCUGCUUCAUCUUCCCGCACCAGGACCCGUCCCAGUGGACCUGUCCUUCGCUCUCUCUCACCUUCUGGAAGGUUCUACACCGGCUCCUCCAAUGCCUCGAUCCAAUCCACCGCUUCGGCUUUCGCCUCCUCCACCAGCUCCAGCUUCUCGUCUCCGUCGUCGGCCUUUUUCAACAAACACCAGGACAACCACAGCCACUACAACCACCAGGACUACCACCACCACCGUGCCGCUUCACCGACGCGUGUCAAUCUCUACACCUCCAGUGCUCUGUCCCCUGCCGUCCGCUUCUCCAUCGAGCACCGCUCCAUCUCACCUAACCGUUCCAUCACUGCUUCGAAGAAGAACGGCCCCAUCGCAGCGUCGAGGAAGACGUGUAUGUGCUCCCCGACAACGCAUCCGGGGUCGUUCCGCUGCAGUUUGCACAAGAAUCAAGGGAGCUCAAAUCAGCAUCACAACCACACGCCGUAUCCCAACAACAGGCUCAAUAUGCGCAGAUCUGCCAUGACGAACUCGCUGGUUCGCAUCAGCGGCGUCGAGGGCGAGUGGGUGAAGAGAGCCUUGACGGCUCUGAUUCGCCCUUCUUCGCAUCAGCAGAGGCGUAGAGCUGGGUUCCAGCCACGGCAGAGCCGACUCUCGGUCAUGUCCAAGGCCAAUAGCUGAGUGAUGUAUCUCUCUGGAUGUUUUUUUUGUUUACAGAGCAGACACAGCGUUUGGGGUCCGUUCCGUUCACCACCGUUGUGUUUGCUCGUCCACCGUUCCGUUCAGUUCCGUGGUUUGUUCCGUUCACCGUCCCGUUAAGUUGCGUUGCGUGUGUUACGUUCCGUUUGCUCCGCCGUAUUGUUGCGUUGCGUUUAUGCCAGGUAUAUUCCUUUCAUUUAUUUCGUUAUUCCUUGUUAAUCUCAUUGCUGUCCUUUAAAUCUUUCUAAACUUUUCUUGAGCUGGGUGCUUCUGUUGCAGGCUUGAUAUUUGACUAAUGGACUUCAUCAGAAUUUUGAAAAAUAGGACACUUUGAAACUGGGUUCCUGGAAGGCUGUGUCCCCAUUGACAUUGACGAAAGGAACAAUGAUUCAAAAAAUAAAUUAAAAUAAACCAGUAACAGGUUAAAAUAAAAAAUAAAAAAGAACAAU
Fragaria vesca subsp. vesca is the source of this 1232-nucleotide messenger RNA. RefSeq lists its product as uncharacterized. NCBI's taxonomy places the organism in Eukaryota, Viridiplantae, Streptophyta, Magnoliopsida, Rosales, Rosaceae. Bases 91 to 765 code for a protein of 224 amino acids. The transcript has 2 exons. The record is from RefSeq and is a predicted model, not a curated record.